Melitaea cinxia (Glanville fritillary) is the source of this 1347-nucleotide messenger RNA. RefSeq names its product transmembrane emp24 domain-containing protein 2 (gene CHOp24). Gene Ontology annotation, cellular component: Golgi apparatus; endoplasmic reticulum-Golgi intermediate compartment; COPII-coated ER to Golgi transport vesicle. Gene Ontology annotation, biological process: Golgi organization; endoplasmic reticulum to Golgi vesicle-mediated transport; intracellular protein transport. NCBI's taxonomy places the organism in Eukaryota, Metazoa, Arthropoda, Insecta, Lepidoptera, Nymphalidae. The coding region runs from base 130 to 750 and encodes 206 amino acids. The record is from RefSeq and is a predicted model, not a curated record. The transcript is spliced from 4 exons.
ACUAAUUUGUCAUUACGUGGCCUUUCAAACAGAAUUUGAUGAUCAGAAUAAACAGUGUAUAAAAGAUAAAACAAAGCUGUUUCAAAAAUUGGUUAAAGUACAUAUUACUUAAGCAAAUAAUUAGCAAAUAUGUAUAGUUCAUAUAAAUUAUUAUGGCUUAUUCCAACAAUUUUAACAUUAUUAUUAUCAUAUACAAACUGUUAUACUAUAACAGUUGAUGCACACGCCGAAGAAUGUUUUUUUGAGAAUGUUGAAGCUGGCACGAAAAUGGGAUUAUCUUUCGAAAUAGCAGAAGGUGGUUUCUUAGACAUAGAUGUAAAAAUAACCGCUCCCGAUGGCGCAGUAUUGUAUUCUGGACAAAGAGAAUCUUCUGGUAUUUUUACAUUUUCAGCCACUACUUCAGGACGUUAUACUUACUGUUUCAGUAAUCAAAUGUCUACCAUGACACCAAAGGUUGUAAUGUUCAACUUAGAAGUUGGAGAAGCACCAAAUAAAAAUAAUGAUAAGAAAGAAGAAGUAAACCCUAACAAACUUGAAGACAUGAUCAAAGAGCUUGGCACUACACUCAUAACUGUCAAACAUGAACAAGAAUACAUGCAGGUACGUGACCGUAUUCACCGAGCUAUCAACGAAAGCACAAACUCUCGUGUAGUAAUGUGGUCUAUUUUCGAAGCAUCUGUACUUCUCGUCAUGACAUUAGGACAAGUUUAUUAUCUUAAAAGAUUUUUCGAAGUGCAACGUGUUGUCUAACAAUUGUUUCUGUUAAAUAGUAAGUUAAUAGUAUAUAAUAAAUUUUUAUAUUGACUGAAGUAUGAACUAAUUUCAGUGUAUAGUGUCCUAAAAGUUUAUGUGAACAGAACAUUAUUUAUAAUUUUUUCUAUGAAUAAGUCAAAUACUAAGUGAUGAAAAUAACCUUACAAAUAAAUAAGCAGAUUGAUACUCAUGCGACUUCCUGAAUCCCAGCAAUAUUUUUAAAUUAGUUUUUAUCUCAACUUUGUAUUACUGUUAAUUAUUUUUGUUCCCUGUAAUAAAAGCACUACUCAGUUUGUACAAAAAAUCAACUUCAAUUAAAUCUCAUUAUAGCAGUUCCUAAUGACACCGAAAUUAAUCUAUAAAAGUAAUUACUACUAUACUUUUAUAUAAUAUAUUUAAAUUUAAACUGUUCUUUUGACGGAGAAUGGAUCUGUUUAAAUUAACGCAAUUAUCACAAUACAAUUGAGGACAGUUUUAAAUAUCUUCCUAAUUUAUGAAACACGCUUUUAUCGUACUUUAAUUUGGUCGAAGUUUUUUUUUUUCGAAAAAUAUUGUGUUUAAUGAGUGAUCAAUAAAGGUAAUUGUUUUCAAAAA